Phymastichus coffea is the source of this 7946-nucleotide messenger RNA. It is a transcript of the gene Sbf, whose product is annotated as myotubularin-related protein 13. Bases 935 to 7066 code for a protein of 2043 amino acids. The transcript is spliced from 23 exons. Lineage: Eukaryota; Metazoa; Arthropoda; Insecta; Hymenoptera; Eulophidae. The record is from RefSeq and is a predicted model, not a curated record.
AGGUGAACAAUUCCUUCAUCCAAAAUUCGAACUGUAGGUCGCGACGUUUGCGCACUGGCGACGUAAGUUCCUACCACAGCAUAAGCGAUUGUGGAAUCGGCUUGCGAAUGACGAGCUGCAGACAGCACCAACAAAUAGCUAUACAUAUCUAACAAAGUGAGAGCGAGAGAGACGGGAGCAGCAGAAAAGAAAGAUCCGUGAUCCACUUGCUGUGGCCGUGCAUAUGUGCACUCGCUCUCUCCCGUGCACUGGUGCAGCGUAUAGUGCGGUUUUUCGUUUUUUCGCAUGUCAGUUGGACAGCGGAGCAGCGAGUCGCGGCGCGGCAGCGAGCAGCGCAUAAACGAGUGGUCAUCAGGCGAGAACAAGUUGUGCUGUACAUUUGUUGUGUGCGCGUUGACGUCGAGUAGUGAAGCUGUCUGGAGCGCGCAAACACACGUCGUGGACCAAAGAUCAACAACCCCAAUCGUCGUCAUCAACUGCGGCUGCUGCGUGUGGCAGGUUAUGGAUCUGAGGCAUAGGGAUCGGGGUGUGGCUGUUGGCGCGAACAUUAUUUGUAAAUAAAAGCUGUGAUCGCGAUUGUUGUGAGCUGCAGGAACAAAGGAUCGCUCUUCCGCGACUCGCGGUAGCUGCAGGCACCUGCGCCACUCACGUUGCCUACCGGGGGCUGCCUGCAUUUGCAUUCCUCGAAUGUCGAUUGCUCAUCGAGGAUGUUGCUACUGCUGCUGUUGAUUCGCGCACAACAUCAUGUUACAGCUGAUUUUUCAUCGUUGUACUGUUGAGACUUGUGGCGGCUACGUCAAAAGCAGGAGGACAAGGAUUCGUUGACAUCUACUGAUCUGUCCAGUUGAUCAAUCAACAGUCCGCAAAGCGGAAAUAAGGCUUGCACAUUUGAGUCGCAGGCUCAUGAGACCUAAGGCUCGGUACCCUAUGAGGGAUGUUGAGCUCAACCGCUCCCUCUCAGGCCCACGAGUAUACCGAGAUGUCUCGGUUGGCAGAUUACUUUGUCAUCGUGGGCUACCAUCAUGAAAAAGAGAGAAGUGGCACCAGUAGUGGCAUUGUUAUACAAAGGUUCCCUGAAAAAGAUUGGCCUGACACUCCAUUUAUCGAAGGGAUAGAAUGGUUUUGUCAACCACAAGGAUGGGCACUGUCCACAGAAAGGCAAGAACCAAGGUUCUUUGUGUCUAUAUUGACCGAUAUAGAUGCAAACCGCCAUUAUUGUGCUUGCAUGUGCUUCAAUGAGACAGUAUCCAUAACACCAAGCAAACCAGUGGACGAAGAAGAGGAACCAGUAGAUGGAGAUAGUCGAACUUUAGUCAAAAGCUUACCUACUAUUGCUCAUCAUAGCAUUAUGUAUGCACCAAAAUGUUUAGUACUAGUGUCAAGACUGGAUUAUAUAGAGACCUUUCGUAAUUGCCUUGGAAUUAUUUACACUGUUUAUGUUGAAAACCUUGGCAUACCACUGGAAACCCUUGUUGGCAACAUUUUAGGAUGCAUACAAGUGCCACCAGCUGGUGGACCUCAAGUUCGAUUUAGCAUUGGUGCUGGUGAUCGCCAAGCAUUGCAACCACCUAUUAGCCCUUCUCUUCCAAUUACCCAUACAAGUGUAAAUUUAUUAUUUCAACAGUUAGGUAUCCGCAAUGUGUUGGUAUUGUUUUGUGCUGUUAUGACAGAGCACAAAAUUUUAUUCCAUUCAGCUAGCUAUUCAAGACUAACAGAAGGAUGUAGAGCUCUCACUGCACUAAUGUAUCCAUUUCGUUACAAUCAUGUGUACAUUCCACUUUUGCCUGCAGCUUUAGUCGAAAUAUUAAGCACACCUACCCCGUUUAUAAUGGGGGUGCAUAGCUCUCUAAAAUCGGAAGUAGCCGAACUCAUGGACGUCAUCGUGGCGGAUUUGGAUGGUGGUUCAAUAAUAGUACCGGAUGGAGUGUCCCUACCUUUACUACCGGAACCGCUUCUAUCACAGACUCAAGAUGCCUUGUCUCUAGUUUUGCAACCGGAACUGAGUUGCGCGGAUUAUGCGUUUCCGCCGCUGGCCACCCGAGCGCCUCAUCCACCAAUGCUCGACAAGGAACUCCGAGCAGUUUUCAUGAGAACGUUUGCCCAAUUGCUGCAGGGCUAUCGAAGUUGCCUCACACUUAUUCGCAUUCAUCCGAAGCCCGUGAUAGCAUUUCACAAAGCGGCUUUCCUCGGAGAACGUAACUUGACGGAUUGUGAUUUUUCAACGCGAGUAUUAGAUUGCAUGUUUUUCACGUCUUUUGUUGCUGAGCGAGGACCGCCGUGGCGAUCUUGUGAUGUUUGGGACGAAUUGUACAGUAAUUUAAGCGACCAAUUGAAGCAAGAACUACAGGAUCAUAGGUUAAUAUUAAGUCACAUUCAAGAGCUAGCGCAACAGUUGUACACCAACGAGAACCCGAAUCCGCAACCGUACGUUCAAAAAAUUUUAAAGCCUCCCGAGGGAGCAUUCGCAAGAAUCCAUCAGCCCCUUUUACCGCGAAUCAAUGCUGAAACAGUUCAAGCAAUCAUCGACGAAGGUCUUGCGAAGAGUAAUCUCAAAGUCAGAUUGUCGUCGUUAAGGCCGAUUCAACCGCGAAUCGUACCGUCGGGACCGCACAUAUCGAUGGUGCAUGAUACGAGGCAUUUGGUCAGCAAUUCCGCUCGUCGAUUAGAGGUACUGCGUGCCUGCGUCAACUGCAUCUUCGAGAACAAAAUCUCGGACGCUCGCAAGACUUUUCCGGCGGUGCUACGAGCCCUCAAAAGCAAAGCCGCACGAUUGGCCUUGUGCAACGAAUUGUCGCAACAUGUUGUGGGCAAUAAGGCGAUGCUCGAGCAUCAGCAGUUUGACCUCGUGGUGAGGUUGAUGAAUUGUGCACUUCAGGAUGACUCGACAAUGGACGAACACGGAGUCGCCUUCGCACUGCUACCCUUGGCUUCGGCCUUCUGUAGAAAGCUCUGCACCGGCGUUAUUCAAUUCGCUUACACAUGUAUUCAGGAGCACGCAGUCUGGCAGAAUCAACAAUUCUGGGAGGAUGCCUUCUACUUGGACGUGCAGAAGGACAUCAAACGUCUGUACGUGCCUGGUGAGAACAGCUUGUCGCGAUUCAACGACGGAAUGAGCCCGACGAGUCCGCGAGAUAACAAGGACUACAUGCGAGACCGGACGCUAAUAUACCGGGGUCAGGAACCGUCCGCCCUGGAGAUCGCCGCGGAGCAGAUGAGGAUAGCCUCGAGCAUUAGCCCGGAGAAGCAGCGCGAGAUGAUAGCAAGCGAAGAGAGCACGCUCUACAGUCAAGCCAUUCAUUACGCCAACAGAAUGGUCAACCUUCUUGUGCCAUUGGAUAUCGGAGCUAAGACUCAUCGUCAGGACCACAUCUUCGACGAUGAGCGCGCAAGCAACAGCAUCACGAACAGCGUUGCAAGCGACAGCGGUGACGCAGAGUCGGGCUUCGAGGAAACUGAUCCCGGAGAGCUGGGCAGCGCAGUGAUAAGGAUGGUGUCACGAUUCGUCGAUCGCGUGUGUACCGAGGGAGGUGUUAGCACGGAGCACGUCAGGUGCCUUCACCAAAUGGUACCUGGUCUCGUGCACAUGCACAUCGAAACUCUUGAGGCGGUUCACAGGGAGAGUAAACGCUUACCUCCUAUCCAGAAGCCUAAGAUAUUAACCCCUAACAUGCUGCCUGGAGAGGAGGUUAUUAUGGAGGGACUGCGCGUCUAUCUUUUACCUGAUGGCCGAGAGGAAGGUUCGACCAGUCUUCCGAAAACGCCACCUUUCUUGCCUGCGGAAGGAGCGAUUUUCCUUACAAAUUAUAGGAUUGUCUUUAAAGGAAUUCCCUGCGACCCUUUUGCCUGUGAACAAAUGGUAGUUCGAGCGUUCCCAGUAACUUCUCUCACAAAAGAAAAACGAGUGCCCGUACAACAUUUGGCCCAUCUCGAUCAAUGCCAUCAAGAAGGAUUACAGUUACGAUCGUGCACUUUCCAAUUGAUUAAGCUAGCAUUUGACGAGGAAGUCACUCCUGAGAAUGUGGAAACACUGCGAAAGCUCGUUCACAAGGCUCGAAAUCCUCCCCAUAUUUUUCAUCAUUUUGCCUUCAGUGGACAAGUGUUGGUCGCUCCAACAACGCACAAUAAGAGCAAAGAAAAGCAUGCAACUCUAAAGGGCUUCGCCAAGAAAACUCUUCUGAAGACAGCAAGGAAAGCAGGUUUCAAGCCCAAACAGUCGUCAAAGAGGCAGAAAUAUGUUUUGCCAAACAUGAAUCUCACUAGUAGUAAUAAAUAUAUGACAUCCCCUGGUCGAAUGAGUCUGCCCAUCACGGAAAACCAUGAUUUAAGUCACGACGAUGAUUUAAGCAUCGACGAAUUCGAAAUGCCAGGUAUCGUAGUUCCUCCCGUAACAGAUGCCAAGACUUUAGAGCGAUUAUCAGAGCGAAGUUACGUGAGAGAUUGGUAUCGACUUGGCCUGUGCUCAAAUGGCCCGCAAAACAAUCUGCGCAACGAGCCAUUCCGCUUGACUUCGGUCAACUGUGCCUACAUGAUAUGCAGAAGCUAUCCCGCGCUAUUUAUAGUUCCUACCUCCGUAUCCGACGAAAGCAUCCGUAGGUUUUGUAGAUUGUACAGGCAUAAUCGAGUGCCCAUCGUCACUUGGCGUCACCCGCGCACCAAAGCUUUACUUAUCAGAGGUGCCGGUUAUCACGGCAAGAGUGUCAUGGGCAUGCUCAAAGCUCACCCGACUCCCGGUGGAAAUUUAAAAGUGAGCUCGUCAGAAAGCACCUCGACUUUGGAACAAGAAAAGUACAUAGCAGCUCUUGUUGCGUCGACUCCGGUAUCAAUUUUACGCCAAGCUUCAGCUUGGGGUAUGUCAGACAGCUCAUUGAGCAUAGACUCUCUUCUCUUGGCAGCCGAGGAUAGGAAUGCUACUCCGGAACAAUCGCGAAGAAAUCCAUUCAACAAGGCCAUAGGCACUUUAGGUUCAUCCGGCGGUAAAGGACCGAAAAAUUUUGGUAGAUGGGGAUCUUUAAAAGAUAAAAGACAAAGUUCUCAAGCAUCCUUGGCUUCGACAAACCAAAGAGGAACGGUGAGACAUUCGGCUGACUCAGACAGCGGAACAGAGUGUGUUCAUACUUUCCAACGAGCUGCACUUUAUAUACUUGGCGAAAAAGCACACAUGAAGGGAGUUAAAGCUGAAUCUACACCCAAAACUGAUUAUAUACCAGUAGAAUUUUACGACGUAAGGCACACAAAAGCUGCUUUUAAAAAACUUGUUAGAGCUUGUGUCCCCAGUUCUACAAAUUUAGAACCUGACGCUAGCUUUUAUAAACUCAUAGAAAGUUCAGAAUGGCUACAACAGCUACAGAGUCUCAUGCAACUUGCUGGAGCUGUUAUAGAUUUGAUGGACUUGCAAGGCUCUUCAGUAGCGGUUUGCCUAGAAGACGGUUGGGACACCACUGCCACUGUUUGCUCUAUCGCUCAAGUAUGCUUGGACCCACAUUACCGAACCAUCGAAGGUUUUCGAACUCUCAUAGAAAAAGAGUGGCUUGGUUUUGGUCACCGAUUCGGUCAUCGUAGCAAUCUUGCCGUUAAUUCACAAACCACAAAUUUCACACCAACGUUCUUGCAGUUUCUUGAUAUUGUGCAUCAAAUUCAACGGCAGUUUCCACUAGCCUUUGAAUUUAACGACUAUUAUCUGAAAUUUCUGGCUUAUCAUUCAGUUUCCUGUAGAUUCCGAACUUUCCUCCUCGACUGUGAAUUCGACAGAGUCGAGUGUGGAAUCACGGCCGUUGAAGAUAAAAGAGGAUCAUUGACAAGCCACCAUAAAAGCGUGGAUACCGGAAGCGAUGAUGAGACUGUGUAUCCCGGAGGCAGACUAGCUGGCACCAACACUGGAUCGAAUCUAGGCCAAAGCGUCUUCGAUUACAUCGAAAAGCAACAUGCGAGAUCGCCGUUAUAUUACAAUUUCAUGUACACGCCGAAUACAGAUAAUCCAGUUCUUCGACCAGUAUCCCAUUUGCCAAGUCUCGAUAUAUGGAGUUACUAUCUGGAAGAAGAGCUGGCUCAUGGACCCGCUUACGACCUGGAAAUCAUUCAGCAAGAUUCUCAACAGGAGGAAGAAGCUGAAGCUGCAGACGGCAUUGUUAAAAGUAAUCGAAAAGUCGUCACACAGGGAUACAACAGUGUUUGCUCGAUGGUUCCCGAUCAAUUUACGCACUUAUUGGAAGAAAUUCACAAACUCGAAACCGAGCUUGGACAUUUGCCGCAGAAAUGGAAAGUGUUAUGGGACAAAUUAGAGUUGCCCAAUACUGAUUCACUUACCAGACACGCAUCGUUUAGUACGGAUCUCGUAAGACACCAUGGUCGACUGAUUCACAAACGAUCUACGUUAGAGUUAUUGUUAAAAGGAAAGCUUGCUGGAGGUAGCACAACAGGAAACGAAAGCUCUGUGUAUGUUCACCCUCAUCGAUUUGAAAAGCUCACGACAACAGCUACACCGCAGCAUUGCGAUGCGUGCUCUGGCGUAUUAUGGGGACCGGUGAAAGGUGGUUUAAGGUGUGUCGAUUGCGGGCACGUGUGCCAUGACAAAUGUGCUGAUUCUAUAUCUAAAAACUGCACAAAGUAUAAAACGACUGGCUCAGAUAAUAUACAAAAUUAUACGCUUACUCGAAGUGUCGGUGAUAAUGGAAGCGUUAAUUCCAGCGUCACUACAAUACAAACUUCAUCACAACAAUAUUAUGAACAAUUUUCAAGUAACGUAGCUGAAAAUAGAACUCAUGAAGGUUACUUGUACAAAAGAGGAGCUCUACUAAAAGGAUGGAAACAACGUUGGUUUGUUUUAGAUUCGAUAAAACAUCAAUUGAGAUAUUAUGAUGCUAUGGAAGAUUCCAACUGUAAAGGUUACAUAGAUCUCGCUGAAGUUGUAUCGGUAACACCAGCAGCUCCUGUACAGGCACCCGGAAAGAAAACUGAUGACAAGUCCUUCUUUGACCUUCGUACAAACCGACGAACGUACAACUUCUGUGCAGGUGACGCCGCGACUGCACAAGAAUGGAUCGAAAAGGUCCAAGCGUGCUUGCAGUAGUGCCUCGAUUUCGAUUUAUUAUCUUUAUACGAAAUUCAACAAGUGACUGAUAGGAUAAUUAUCCCGAUAUGUGAAAUACUUUUGUAUAGUGUAAUCGUAAACGUCAUGAACAGUAAAAUUGCGUUAAUGUUAUAAUUUUUAUUAAUUAAAAUUUAUUAAAGAUUAUGUGAUUGUCGUGUUCUGAUUGAUAUUUAUUGUGAAUUAAUUGUGGAAUUGAAAGCCAUGUAAUUUUUUGCUACUACGAGCGAUAGUCACAAAACUUGUUCUCAUUUUUAUAAAGGUUGUUCAAUUUUGCCUUUUUGACAAGUGAUUACAUAAUUUAUGGAAGCGUUACAGUUUUCUUGUAAACCUACUUUCCAUCGAUUGCGUACUAGUAAUUAUUAAGAAUCACGCAAAACUAUAAACAUAUAAGCUAUGUAUAUCCUUGAUAUAUCAAUAAUAGGAUUGUUAUUAUUGCUAGAUUUGCAUUAUACAUUUUACUUAUUGUCAACUAUAAAUUAGAUAAACGGAGAAGAAUGACUAGCUCCUGAUCGUUCAGCUUCUUCAGAUUUUAUAACAUGAAAAUGCUUAAAUCUUACAUAGCAGUUGACUAAAGUGACGAUGAAUAAGUUGUGUUAUGUUAUUAUUAUAACUAAAACGGGUUAAGAACGAUCGGUCCGACGCUAAUUACCGUGUGUCUCCUUUAAAAACUGUACAAAUAUUCUUGUAUAAAUGGCUAUAUAUACACAUACACACACACACAAUGAAUAUAAAAUACCUUAGCAUUUUCUCUUGCUUCCCAUCAUUUUAAAUCGAGUGCCAUAACGGGAAUGCAUAUCUGUCAAUUUUAUAACAAAUCGUUGCCCGUUUACAAUUUUUAACCUCGUAAAAUAAAUAUGAA